Messenger RNA from Ipomoea nil (Japanese morning glory), 489 nucleotides. Its product is annotated as vegetative cell wall protein gp1-like. The record is from RefSeq and is a predicted model, not a curated record. NCBI's taxonomy places the organism in Eukaryota, Viridiplantae, Streptophyta, Magnoliopsida, Solanales, Convolvulaceae. The transcript has 2 exons. Bases 1 to 489 code for a protein of 162 amino acids.
AUGCUUCCUCAUCCUGAGAUUAUAGAGCAGAAGCUUGCCACACAACAUGCAGAGAUGCAAAAACUUGCAAAAGAAAACCAUAGGCUUGCUGCCACCCCUGCACCGAGUUUCGCCGCCGCUCCAUCGCCGUAUUCCGCAGCGGAGCCACCGACCCCAGUUCCCGCUCCUCUCGUUGCGACUCCAUCGCCAUCGCCUUCCUCCGCCGCAGAAGCUGAGUCGUCCCCUGUUUCCGUCGCUUAUCCGGUGUCCAGUGCCGCCGCCGCCGCCGCUCCCUCGCCUUCAAUCGCCAUGCCUCCGCCGUCUCCGUCGUCCACUACCGCCACUGCUAUCCUUAACUUCGUAUGGGGAUUGAGCAAGAAUGUGACUUUGAAGCAUUUUCCAGAAUCGCCACAUUCAAACCUCCACGCCAAUGGACACGCGCCGCCUCUCGCCGCCGGAAAUCCCCCGGAUCCUGUCCGUGUUUUUGGUGAGUGGAGAUUGAGUAGCUGA